UUACAUUAAAGCAUGCCCAAACCCACCACCUCUCUUCCCUUCACUUGUCGGCAACCACAAGAAAGAUUGUCCAUCAAUUCUGUUUCAUUUACUCAACAUAAAGUGUAGAGUCAAGCUGAAUGAGUGCAGCUGAGGAUCACAAGUUAAGAUCUACCCUGAUUUUAGCUUUGUAAAUUCCGUAAGCAAAAAGAUCAAAUGUUGGUCCAAGAUCGUGCAGUUCCCAAAUCUUCUAAGCCUUCCCAGAUCAGAACCCUCCCUACAACUCAACCCAACAGGUUCUCUGAGUCCAAAAACCUCGAUUUUUCCAUAUGGGUUUCCGAGAAUUUCUACAGAAUCAUAUCAAUCUUUGUCCUAAUCUCCACCGUGGCCGCCGUUUUCUUCCUCUACAGUUCCACCGACACGGCUUCCUUCAUUUGCCUCCAAUCACGGACCCAACGCGCCAUGGAUUCCAUAUCUCUCCCUCAAAUCAACUGGAAUUCGGUCAAACCCAUUACUGACAAGACUUCUCCGUACGCUAAUUUCAGAUCGGAGCAGUGGAUAGUUGUCUCCGUUUCGAGUUACCCGUCCGAUGCGUUGCAAAAGAUGGUGAAGAUUAAAGGGUGGCAGGUUUUGGCAAUUGGGAAUUCGAGGACUCCCAGAGACUGGAGCUUAAAAGGUGCGAUUUUUUUGUCCUUAGAUACGCAGGCUAGUUUGGGUUUCCGUGUUGUGGAUCAUUUGCCUUAUGAUUCUUAUGUUAGAAAAAGUGUUGGCUAUUUGUUUGCGAUUCAACAUGGUGCUAAAAAGAUCUUUGAUGCCGAUGAUCGGGGUGAAGUGAUUGAUAAUGAUAUACGGAAGCAUUUUGAUGUAGAAUUGGUGGGGGAAGGAGCCAGGCAAGAAGUUAUAUUGCAGUAUAAGCAUGAUAACCCUGAUAGGAAAAUAGUCAACCCUUAUAUUCAUUUCGGGCAACGGUCGGUUUGGCCUAGGGGGUUACCAUUAGAGAAUGUAGGUGAAAUUGGACAUGAGGAGUUUUACACUGAGGUUUUUGGUGGGAAACAGUUUAUACAGCAAGGAAUUUCGAAUGGGUUACCGGAUGUUGAUUCGGUGUUUUAUUUUACUAGGAAGUCGGGAUUGGAAGCCUUUGAUAUUAGGUUUGAUGAGCAUGCGCCCAAAGUGGCACUGCCGCAAGGAAUGAUGGUGCCGGUGAAUUCAUUUAAUACAAUUUACCAUUCAUCAGCAUUUUGGGCCUUGAUGCUCCCUGUUUCUGUUAGCACAAUGGCUUCAGAUGUAUUGAGGGGUUAUUGGGGGCAGAGGCUUUUGUGGGAGAUUGGUGGUUAUGUAGCUGUGUAUCCACCUACGGUUCAUCGGUAUGACAGAAUCGAGGCAUACCCCUUUUCUGAUGAGAAGGAUCUUCAUCUGAAUGUAGGUCGUUUGAUCAAAUUCCUGGUGUCAUGGAGAUCAAAUAAGCAUAGGUUGUUUGAGAAGAUAUUGGAAUUGAGUUAUGCUAUGGCAGAGGAGGGGUUUUGGACUGUGCAGGACCUCAAGUUUACUGCUGCUUGGCUUCAAGACUUGCUUGCUGUAGGUUAUCAGCAGCCAAGGUUGAUGACAUUAGAAUUGGACCGACCACGGGCAACUAUCGGUCAUGGGGAUCGAAAAGAAUUUAUCCCUCAGAGACUGCCAUCUGUCCAUCUAGCGGUGGAAGAAACGGGAACAGUUAGUUCUGAGAUUGGGAAUUUGAUUCGUUGGAGGAAGAAUUUCGGAAAUGUUGUACUUAUCAUGUUCUGCAAUGGUCCUGUGGAACGUACUGCCUUGGAGUGGAGAUUGCUUUAUGGGCGGAUAUUUAAAACUGUGGUUAUUUUGUCUGCAAAGAAGAAUUCAGAUCUUGCUGUUGAAGAAGGACAAUUAGAUCACCUUUACAAGCAGAUGCCCAAGAUAUUUAAUCAGUUCCCUAGUGCGGACGGCUUUUUAUUUGUUGAAGAUGAUACCGUGCUUAAUUACUGGAAUCUACUACAGGCAGACAAGGCUAAGCUAUGGAUUACAGAUAAGGUACCCAUGUCUUGGUCAACCACGACAACCAAAGAAAAUUCGGAUUGGUAUUCAAAGCAAGCAGACAUGGUCAACAAAGUUGUUAGUACAAUGCCAGUUCACUUCCAAGUAAACUAUAAAGAAGUUGUGAAGAAUGAGCAGAGCCUAAUAAUUUGCAGUUCGGAGAUAUUCUACGUUCCUCGGCACUUUGUGGCUGACUUUGUUGAUCUCGUUAACCAGGUCGGGCAAUUAGAUAUCCAUCAAAAGGUUGCUGUACCCAUGUUCUUUGUGUCAAUGGAUUCACCCGGGAACUUCGAUUCGGUGCUGAGUACAAUGGUGUAUAAGCAAGAUCUACCUUCAACUAAUUCUUCUUCAACACAUUAUUCGGCACAAGCACCGGCAGUUCAUCCAUGGAAGGUGUCGAGUGAAGAGGAAUUCAUAAAGCUAAUAAGAAUAAUGGCGGAAGGUGAUCCCUUCCUAAUGGAAUUAGUUUGAAGGUGGCAAAUUUGUUUGACACCUAAGAAAUAUGGUUGGAUGACCACUUUUGCAACUGUAAUACCAAACACUUUUUUUUUUGGUGGGUUGGGGGGGGGGGUUCCUUAAUUCUUUUAUGGGGAAGGGAACUUCUCUGUAGAUGGUUUACCUUUGUAUGAUUCUUUUACUGAUUGGAAAUUCCCUCCAAAGGUCUCAUUUAAAUAGCUGCGAAGUCUUCUUUUUUGUU
Molecule: messenger RNA, 2722 nt
Organism: Hibiscus syriacus
Lineage: Eukaryota; Viridiplantae; Streptophyta; Magnoliopsida; Malvales; Malvaceae
Product: probable glycosyltransferase STELLO2
Exons: 3
Coding region: 196-2496 (766 amino acids)
Source: RefSeq, a predicted model, not a curated record